This is a messenger RNA of Mus musculus (house mouse), 7305 nucleotides long. It is a transcript of the gene Qrich2, whose product is annotated as glutamine rich 2. Gene Ontology annotation, cellular component: nuclear membrane; nucleus; motile cilium. Bases 246 to 6860 code for a protein of 2204 amino acids. The record is from RefSeq and is a predicted model, not a curated record. NCBI's taxonomy places the organism in Eukaryota, Metazoa, Chordata, Mammalia, Rodentia, Muridae. The transcript has 18 exons.
CAACAACCCUGCUGCAAACCGUGCGCCCUCGUUCCAAACGUCCACCGGCCAAGAGCCGGGCUGGCUAGGAGAGCGGAGCCCAGGGCUGGCUAGGAGAGCGGAGCCCAGGGCUCCAGCUAGGAAGCCACAAACCCACAAACAGGGCCACCUGCUGAGACCCCUGCUGGCCCCAUAAGCCUUCUGGGAACGAGGAGGCGCUUGGUCUCCCUUCUUCCCUGAUUCUGUGCCUCCCCAAAGGGCACACGAUGCCGCCCUCAUUGGUGGCCAACAGGGUCUCCCUCCGGGAGCUAGCCGACCUGGCAAUUGGCACUCCAGAGGUGGGCGCGGUGAACUUUACGGCCUUGCACACACUGAUAGUGUCCAUUCUCAAGAGCCUCAACCUCCAAGAAGUUCUUAUCGACUUCCACUACCCAUCGACUGAGACUGGCCGCGGAACUGAGUCUCUGCAUGGCACUCACAGCGCCCCGCAUUUGCCAACCAGCAAAGAGAAGCAUCAGAGUCUACCUAGGCUGUCACAGACUCCACAAGAGCUAGAAAACCAGGUGAAGGACUUGGGUAACCAGGUACUGGACCUCACCAAACAGUUUAAAACUAUGGACAACAAAGUACAGGGCAUGGCCACACAAAUAGACCAGAUCUCAGUCCCUGAACUCCAGCAGGAAGAGGAGAUAGCUCUGGUGACCCAACAGGUAUCCCUAACAAAGUUCUCCAAGAUCUAUGAAUCUGAGGAGAUGAUGGAGAAGCCUGAGCCCACAGUCAAGAUGCCCACCGAGAUGGUACAACUAAAGCCCUCAAGGACUCCCAGCCUGACCAAGCCCACGAGUGUGCUCCAAGACCUCAUAGAAGAUGUGAAAAUUCUGAAGCAGGCUUCUGAGCUGCAGGAACUCCUUCAACGUUUUAAUGAACUGGAGAAACUAGUUAAAAGCCGAGAAGAAUACCUGGAUCUAUUAAGUCGGAGGCUGAAUCUUCUUGCUCCGGGUGGUGAAGAAAUCACCAUGGUCACCUGGGAAGAGCUAGAACAAGUGAUUGGUGACGGCUGGAGGGCCUCCAAAGGGAGCUCGGAUUCGUCCACAGCAACCGUUGGCAAGCACAAAUUUACCUCAAGUGACCUCCUUCCGAGUGGAAUGUUUCUCAGAGCUGCUGACCAGGCUCUGGAUUCCACUGGUGGUAUAGAAAGAAUCUCCAGCAGAGAUCAAAGCAGAUCUACUACUGCAUUUCGGGAUAUGGCCCGUGAGCCAUCCCAGGUCAUAUCCGAGACAGAUCGCCAGACAUAUGCAAGAAGAGAUGAGCAACUCCCUGGUCAGACUCAACGUGGUGGGAUACCCAGGACGGAACCAUUUGGCAUGGAUCAGCCUAGAUUGAUAGACGCUGUGAUGCCCACCACUACGGGUCAGCUUGGUGUAAAGCCCCCCGAAAUGUAUGGCCAGGAAUUAGUACCUGUUGAUAAAGCUCAGAGUGGUGGGCUGCCACCAUCAGGACCUGACAAGGAACUGAAAAAACUGAGUACAAUCCAGCUUGGUACAGUUCCACCUAGCACGUAUCAGCAAGGCAUGAUGCUUCCUGGAAUGGACCGAGAGGGCACGGAACAGGCUGCUGUGCGUGACAGUGGUCAGGGACCAUGGCCCACGGCUCAGCAAGGGUUGAUAGCAGUAGGCGUAGAUCAGCAUGGAUUGCCGAUACCAGGCACAGGCCAGCAAGGACUGCCCCCACAACAUAUGGAUCAGCGGGGUUUGGUAACACCUGGUACAGACCAACGUGCAUUCUCUCCAUCUCUUUCAGAUGAACGUACCUUGGUGUCACUUGGUUUGAUGCAAGUUAGUACAGAUCAACAAGGUUUUAGACAGUCCAGCUUAACGUCACGCUUUAUACAACCUGGUGCAGAACAGCUCAGGGUAGAGCAGCGUGGUGUAGCGCAGCCUGGUUUAGAUCGGCGCAGUUCAGUGCCUGUAGGGACAGAACGGCGGGCUUCAUUGCAGGCUCUUGCAGAGAAACGUAGUUCAGUGCCCAUUGAGGUAGAACAGCAGAGUCUGGCACAGUCUAGGGCAGGUCAGCAAGGUUUAGGACAACCUAGCACAGUUUCGGGUGGUUUGAUACAGCCUGGCACAGACCAACAUUUGGUGCCUCCUGGUGUAGAUCAGCCUAGCUUGAUUCAACCUGGUGCAUUUCCACUUAGUUUGGCACAACUUGGUGCAGAUCAGCAAGGUCUAAUACAAACAGACACAGGGCAGCCUGUUUGGGUUCAACCAAGCACAGAUCAGAGUGGCGGGGUACAGCCUGGUGCAUAUCUGCCCGGUUGGGUACAGCCUAGUGUAGAUCAACGUGACUUAGUACAAGUUGGAAUGGAUCAGCAGGAGCUGAGACAACCUGGUGCAGUUCAGCCCGGGCUGGUGCAGCCAGGUGCAUAUGCACCUGGGUUGAUGCAAGUUGGUGCAAGUCAGGAUGGUUUGCUUCAACCUGGAAUGGAUCAGCUUGGUCUGGUACAGCCUGGUACAGCCUGGAGUUUGGUGCAGCCUGAUGUAGAUCAGCUUGAUAUGGCACAACCACAUGGAAUUCUGCCUGGCCUGGCACAACCACGUGGAGUUCUGCCUGGCAUGGUCCAACCAGGUGCAGUUCAGCCUGGUGUGUUGCAACCAGGUGCAGUUCAGCCUGGUGUGUUGCAACCAGGUGCAGUUCAGCCUGGUGUGUUGCAACCAGGUGCAGCUCAGCCUGGCUUGGUCCAGCCAGGUGCAGCUCAGCCUGGCUUGGUCCAGCCAGGUGCAGCUCAGCCUGGUGUGUUGCAAGCAGGUGCAGUUCAGCCUGGUGUGUUGCAAGCAGGUGCAGUUCAGCCUGGCAUGGUCCAGCAGGGUCCAGUUCAGCCUGGUGUGUUGCAAGCAGGUGCAGCUCAGCCUGGCAUGGUCCAUCCGGGUGCAGCUCAGCCUGGCAUGGUCCAGCCGGGUUCAGUUCAGCCUGGCAUGGUCCAGCUAGGUGCAGUUCAGCCUGGCGUGUUGCAAGCAGGUGCAGUUCAGUUUGGCAUGGUCCAGCCGGGUGCAGUUGAGCCUGGUGUGUUGCGAGCCGGUGCAGUUCAGCUUGGCAUGGUCCAGCCGGGUGCAGUUCAGCUUGGUGUGUUUCGAGCAGGUGCAGUUCAGCCUGGUGUGUUGCAAGCAGGUGCAGUUCAGCCUGGCAUGGUCCAGCAAGGUCCAGUUCAGCCUGGUGUGUUGCAAGCAGGUGCAGUUCAGCCUGGCAUGGUCCAGCAAGGUCCAGUUCAGCCUGGUGUGUUGCAAGCAGGUGCAGUUCAGCCUGGCAUGGUCCAGCAAGGUCCAGUUCAGCCUGGUGUGUUGCAAGCAGGUGCAGUUCAGCCUGGCAUGGUCCAGCAAGGUCCAGUUCAGCCUGGUGUGUUGCAAUCAGGUGCAGUUCAGCCUGGCAUGGUCCAGCCUGGUAUACUUCCUAGUGGUUGGGGGCAGCCUGUUGCAUACUCACUUGGCUUGGGCCAACCUGGUAUAGGUCAGUAUGGUUUGGUUCAGCCAAGAGUUGAUCGAUAUGGUUUUGUGCAGCCCGGUGUAGCACGUGGUUUACUCCAACCUAGUGACAGUCAGCGCGCUUUGAUGCAACCUGGAGUAGGUCAAGUUGAGUGGAUACAACCUGGAAUGAGUCGUCGUGAUUUAGUACAACCUGGUGCAGAUGAGAGUGGUUUAGCCCAAGGUGGAAUGGCUCAGCAGGGUUUGGUACAAUCUGGCAUGGCCCGGCAGGGUUUGGCACAACCUGGCAUGGCCCGGCAGGGUGUGGCACACCCUGGCAUGGCCCGGCAGGGUGUGGCACACCCUGGCAAGGCCCGGCAGGGUGUGGCACACCCUGGCAAGGCCCGGCAGGGUGUGGCACAACCUGACUUGGCACAACCUGGAGCACCUAGUGAGGACAAGUUUGGCUUGGCACAGCCUAUAGUGGACCAGAGUGCUUUUAUGCAGCCUGGCAUGGACCAACGUGGCUUGGUACAGCCUAGAAUGUACCAGUAUGGUUUUGUGGACCCUUCUGAUCUUCAGCGUAACUUCUUGCAACCCAGAGGAGUUUUGCCUAGGUUAGUCCAGCCUGUCGUGGAUCAGGGUGGUCCGCUGCAGGCUGGACUGGCUCAGUCUAGGAUGGUGCAGCCUAUCACGGAUCAGAGAGGCCCGGUGCAGCCUGAAACUCUUCAGCCUAGGCAGGUGCAGCCUAGUACAAGCCGUCGAGGCCUGGUGCAGUCUCUCCUGACUCCGUAUGGCCUGAUGCAGCCAGGUGCAGCUCAACUUGGUUUGGUGCAGCCUGGCAUGGAGCAGCUAGGGGAAGAAAGGCGUGGCUUACUGCAGCCUGGCAUGGAUCAGCCUGGUUUGUUGCAGCCUGGGACAGAUCAGCCUGGUUUGUUGCAGCCUGGGGCAGAUCAGCCUGGUUUGUUGCAGCCUGGGGCAGAUCAGCCUGGUUUGUUGCAGCCUGGGGCAGAUCAGCCUGGUUUCUUACAGCCUGGGGCAGAUCAGCCUGGUUUCUUACAGCCUGGGGCAGCUAGGCUGGACAGGAUACAGCCUGGGAUGGUUGAGCCUGGUGCAGGCCCUCAGGGUUUGGGUCAGCCUGACUUGGCCCCACCUCCUUUUAUUCACCCUGGUAUAUUUCCUCGUGGUAUAUUUCAACCUGCUACACUUCCACGUGGUUUCAGACAACCCACUCCAACUCAGCCAGACUUUGUAACACCAAGCAUAGACCUUCGCUUUCCAACAAUGGAGGUUGAACCUCAGCAACCACAAUUGCCCCAGUUAUAUCAGCUUCCUACAGCACUCCAAACCAGGCAAGGUAUACUUCCUGAAGGGGUCCAUCGGAUCUCAGGUCAAAAAGCCAAGACAAGGACAGUUGAAGUUCAGUAUGAUAUAGAAGAGGCUGGCCUGCCUGAAGAAGUCCAGAGAGUUGAGGUGGAUACCCAGGUCUCUUGGGAGCUAAGUCACCUUGACUCGGCUGCCCCAACUGCCCCAGAACAAGUUAUCACCGACUCCAGGACUCAGGAUUCCUGGAACUAUCUCCAGCAGUUCUCAUCAGUAAGCGAGACUCGUCGAGAGCAGCAGCGGCAGGAGUCACUGCCUCCAAGCUUCCCCAUGGCGGUGGAAACACUGCGCCUGAUCGGGGAGCUCAUCUCCCUCUAUUUAGAACUGAAGGAACAGUUGAAAGACUUGGACGAGGAACUGGCCGGCCAGACUGACUUCGAGAAAAUCCAGUACCUGAUCACAAUGAUAGUCAAAAAGACCAUACCCCAGGACCUGGCAGAGCAGCUGAAGAGCCUAAAGACGUUGAACAAGGAAGUUCGGCAGGACAAGGCAAAACUAGAGAAGAUACAGAAGUUUGUGGACAGUGCUGCUGACACCACCGGAGGGAAGGGAGUGAAACCUAACCAUCUGAGCUUGCAGCUGGGCAUCCUCAGAGUCACCGUGUCUGACAUCGAGAAGGAGCUGAACGAGCUGAGAGAGAGCCAGGACCGAGGCAAGGCCACCAUGGAGAACUCUGUCUCUGAGGCGUCUCUUUACCUACAGGAUCAGCUGGACAAGCUCAGAACCAUCAUUGAGAGCAUGCUGGGCAGCUCCUCCACGCUGCUCUCCAUGAGCAUAACCCCACACAAGUCCACCGCCUGCCUAGUGCCCGGCCAGAUCGACCCCGAGGCCACCUGUCCGGCCUGCAGUCUGGAUGUGAGCCACCAAGUCAGUCUGCUGGUCCAGCGCUACGAGCAGCUACAGGACAUGGUCAGUGGCCUCGCUGCCUCCAGACCCUCCAAGAAGGCCAAGCUGCAGGGCCAGGAUGAGGAGCUGCUGGGCCACGUGCAGAGCGCCAUCCUACAAGUCCAGGGUGACUGUGAGAAGCUCAACAUUACCACGAGCAACCUCAUUGAGGACCAUCGGCAGAAGCAGAAAGACAUUGAAGUGCUGUAUCAGGGGAUAGAAAGGCUGGAUAAGGAAAAGGCCAACAGAGAGCACCUGGAGAUGGAGAUUGAUGAGAAAGCCGACAAGAGCGCUCUGGCAUCCAAAGUGAGCCGGAUCCAGUUUGAUGCCACUACAGAGCAGCUGAACCACAUGAUGCAGGAACUGGUGGCCAAGAUGAGCGGACAGGAGCAAGACUGGCAGAAACUUCUGGAUAAGCUCCUGGCAGAGAUGGACAGCAAGCUGGACCGCCUGGAGCUGGAUCCGUUGAAGCAGAUGCUGGAGGACCGCUGGAAAUCACUGCGGCAGCAGCUCAAAGAGCGCCCUCCACUCUACCAGGCCGACGAGGCGGCUGCCAUGCGGAGGCAGCUCUUGGCUCAUUUCCACUGCUUGUCCUGUGACCGUCCCUUGGAGACAACUGUGACUGGACAAGUCAUCUCUGUGACCCCCAUAAUUUCGAGCAUGCCAGGGCACCGUUCCGUCCGGCCUUACACUGUGUUUGAACUAGAGCAGAUCCGACAGCAAAGCAGAAACCUGAAGCUGGGCAGCAGCUUCCCUCGGGUUGACAUGUCACAGAUGGAGAGAAGCGUGGGGCGUCUGCACAGCAUGCACUCCCGGAUGCUGAUGGACAUGGAGAAGGUGCAGGUCCACUUCGGAGGCUCUGUGAAGGCCAGCAGCCAGAUGAUCCGAGAGCUGCUGCACACCCAGUGCCUCAGCCACCCAUGCUACAAACGGGGAGCAGACACAGCAGAUUACAGCUACUCGACUGUAUCCCGUCGCUGUGGGGGCAGCCACACCCUCACCUACCCCUACCGGCGAAACCGCCCGCAGCACCUGUCUCCACUGGAGGAGAUCCAGAUCGCCAUGAAGGGGUUGCUAGGUUACUGCCAAGUUACCUCUCCAAAGUUGCUGAGGCAGGCCUUGAACUCACGAUCCUCGAGCCUCGGACUCCCAAAGUAGCUAGGAUAUACAGGUCUGGCUUGCCACUGGGUAGAACGCCAUCCUUCCACCUGAUUCCCAGGCACUACCCUACCACCUUCCACCACGGGGCCGCAGAGUUCCACAGUACCUCCUUCCAUCUUGCCCUCAGACCAGACUCCAUGCAGGGGCCUUUCAUUUUUGAGAGUGAGUCUUGCUAUUUACAGUCCUGGCUGGACUGGUACUAGCUAUAUAUCUCCCAGACUGGCCUUGAAGUCAGUGGGAAGCCUGCUGCCAGUCUCCAGAGAGCCAGGAUUACAGGCAUGUGCCCUCAGGCCUCAUUUCAGGGGGUGAGGCAUAGGGCUGGGGGGAGGGGGGCAGGGGAAGGCAGGGCGGUUCUGAGCACUGCUGGCUGACAGUGUCUGCACUCCAGGCCUUCCUGGGGGAUACUCAGGCUGUUACAAUGCUAAUGGACACGCAUACCCCU